UUGAGUCAAAAGUUUUUUUUUUCUUUUUAUAGUUUAAAUUUAAAGAUGAGAUUAAAUGAGUAUUUCAGAAAAACUGGAGAGAUUGUUUGGACAAUGGCGUUUAAUUGUAAUUACAUUUAACAAGGCAUCCACUAAGAUCUAAGAAGCACAAACACUUUAGUUUAGAUGAUGUGUCCAUAUUAGACACAUAUCAAACAAUUGAACACUAGUACUUGUUGAACUCUUGGUUACAUGACAAACCUAGUUUAUACGAGGUUAAUGAAUCCAAUAUUUGUUAGGCACAUAUAGCUAAAUAGACAACAUAUAUCAAUAGAUGCAUGAUAAUAUAUAAUAGAAAUAAUAAACUUUGAGGGAAAGAUACAUUAAAUCCAAAAUUUUUAAGCAUAUAAACCUAUGAACUUAUUGAUUUAUAAUUUCCUUCGAGUCUAAAAAUAAUACAUAUUUUUCAAAAAUGCAUAUUUUAGUAAAAGUGUCUUUGUUGCACCCUAGAUUUGUAAAAAAUGACGUAUUACCGUGUCCUUGUUGUGUCAUGUCUUAUAUCCAUGUUCAUACUUAUUUGGUCAACUAACCACAACAACAUACUAGUCAUUAAAGAUCAUUGUGUAAGAUAGAUUGCCAUCUUCAAAUUCUCUUUGAAAAGAUUGCUAUUUUCUGUUUAUGAGAACUCAAAGGAAACCGAUUGGAAUUAAAAAUUGAUUUCUUUUUGUUAUAUUCAUAAGAAUGAUCUAGCAUAUCAGGAAAAUAAAAUUAAGUUUAGAGGAUUGUGAUUUUGUUUUUCUUGUUUUGAAAAAAAUUCAUUCCUUUGAAAAUUUUCACCAAUGUUGAGGAGAACAUGUAAUUAGAUUAUAACCUGAACUUCUGGGAUUUAACUCUAGAUUAGAAACUAAAUAAACAUUACGAGGACUGAAUUUAUUGUUUAACCUAAACACUUCUAUUAUUGAUUGAUAUUCAAAAUUGGAUACUAAUACUUACAUUAAGGAAGAUAAAAGACUUGGUUCUUGUUCACAAACUUCUUAAGAAACUGAUCUGAGUAAAGAGGCAGAAUCAAAGGUGACAAUAUCACUAGUGUCAGAGAUGAAACUUCGUUUGUCUGAAAUUUGUUUAAAGCACAUCAAAUAGACAUGUUUUUCUGCUGCUUUCCUUUUGUCUUAGAGCAGUCUUAAGGAGGCCAAGACCUUGAACUCCAUCAAAUUUAUAAUCUCUCUUUUGAUGGUGGCUUUGCUUCAAUUUCUUAUUUCUCUGCUUCCCUUGCCCGGAGCAAAAUGUAUGCAUUUUGGCUUCAAUUUCAUGUAAUCUUAAUUGAAUACGAUCGUCGGAUAUUUAGAGCGAUUUAUACAUUGUUCUGGAUAAUUACACUCGUUGAUAACAUGUUAAGGGGUGUUUGGGAUGAUGAGUUUGUUAUUAUAGUUUAUUGAUUAUAGUAGUUUGUAGAUUAUUAUAUAGUUUGUGUCUGGGAUGUAAAUUAUUUUAGUCCGGAUAAGAAAUAAUAAGUACCACAAACAAGAGGGAAUGAGAGAAUGAGUAAGAAUAGUAAACACUAUAACAAAGACGGAUUUAAAAUAGUAAUACUAUAGUUAGUAGUAGGAAAUAAUAGUUGAAAUACCAACUAUUUAAUUGGAGCCCCAAACACCCACCCAUUUGAAGGUUGGGACCCAAACACCCCUAUUGUUUUUCAUCAUGAAUGCAGCCGAAGUCUGUAAAAAAUGAGGAAGAGCAUGAGCUUAGUUGGUGCCACAAUCUCUAGAAAAACUGAUUGAGAAAACAAAUUUUGAUGACACGAACCGUGUCACAGUAUCAACCACAUCAACCAUUUGAAACGUUCAGGGCUGAGGAUGAAGCAUUCAGUUUCAUGGUAUAACAACUAAUGCUAUGAAUGAGGAUUAUGAUAAUGGCUGGAAUUGGAGCAGACACUGACAGAGAAAGCUGACAUCAUCAACUUCUUGUUUUGUGGAUGAAAAUGAAGAACAAAAGAGUAAAUGAUUGUUGUCUCUAGUUUUGUUUGUGGUCAUCUUCUUAUCGUGUCAUCGGAUAGGACAAACCAACUAACUCCAUUAAUGACAUAAUUACUUCCUUAACUUAACAGAAAUUCCUUUUGUCUAGAACUCUGUAAUGUAACAUUUAAUGUUCUUUCACUUUUUGGAUAAAGAAUGACCUUUUUGGUACGAAAAAGGUCCUAUUUAAGGGGAUGUUUACUAUUCUUCUGACCAUAGCAGAAAAAAGAAAGUGAAAAGAGAAACACUUUCUGUCAUUCAUUUGAAGCUUUUAAAGCAAAUUAGAGUUAGGUUUGCGACCAUUGAUCCUGUUGAGAUGACAGAAGAAAUGAGGAAUCUAGAUAGAGAAAUUCCGACAUGUGGAUCAGUGAUUGGUGGGAAGCAUAACAAGUGUGUCAUUUUUCCAGUCAAAUCAAGCAUGAUUGCUGAGUCCAUGGAAAGAAGUAACAAAAACUGGAUUGUUCAGACAAAACCAGCAUACCAGAGUGACUUAAUUGUUCAGGUUGGGGAAUUUUGCUUUCACCUGCACAAGCUCCCAAUGGUUGCAAGAAGCAAAUAUCUGAAUAGAAUGAUAAUCCAAAACAGCAGCCACGAAGUGCAAAAUAACAACAGUGUCAGCACAAUACAACUGAACAAUCUUCCAGGGGGGCCUAUGGCUUUUGAGUUGGUGAUGAAGUUUUGCUAUGGGUGGAAGGUUGAUUUAACUGCCAAAAAUGUUGCUCCUCUUUACUGUGCAACACAUUUCCUUGAAAUGACUGAUGAUCUUGCACAAGGGAAUCUCACUUCCAAAGCAGAAGCCUUCUUGAGCUUUGUAAUAUCAUCAUCAUGGAAAGACACGUUCAAAGUUCUCAAAAGUUGUGAAUCCAUUUCUCGAUGUGCCAAUCAGCUGCACAUCCCGAAACGCUGUUCUGAAGCAAUCGCCCGGAAGGCUUGUAUGAACCCGCAAUCCUUCUGUAAUAGUGAUUAUAAUGUUGAUAAUGUAAGGCUCGAAGUCGUUGCUGACAACUGGUGGUUUAAGGAUGUUUUGUUUCUUCGUAUUGAUCAUUUCAUUGAAGUGAUUGAAUCAGGAAAACAAAGAGGAAUGAAGUCUGAGGUUGCAGAAUCGUGUAUAGCACAGUGGACAAUGAGAUGGUUUGCUCGGUUAAUGAAUGAAUUUGAGAAUUUGAUGCUGAAUAAUUCUACUGACAAGUUGAAAGAAACGGCAGUUGAAAGUUUGAUUCGGUUACUUCCCUUGGAGGAAAAUUCGGUUUCCUCUACUUUUCUGCUUCAUAUUUUGAAGUUGGGAUCUGUAACGAAGAUCGACUCCGAAUUGUUAACUAGGAUUGAAAGUAGAUUGGCCAUGAUGUUAAAAAAGUGUCGUGCGUCAGAUUUACUUGUCAAAAACUAUGGAGACGAUGAUGGUGUUUACGAUGUCGCCGUUGUUACUCGGAUCAUAAAAUCUUAUGCUUCUCACAUAUCAGAUAAUGCUCAAUCAAAUUUAUCUGAUGUUGGGAGAUUGGUGGAUGAUUAUCUUAUGCUUGUUGCACAAGAUCAGAACCUCAAAGCAGAUGGUUUCCUAGUCCUCGCGGAAGCAUUGCCGCAAGAUGCUCGGGUUUGUUGUGACAAUUUGUAUAGAGCAAUUGAUAUGUACCUGAAGGCACAUCCUGAGUUAACAGAAGAAGAAAGGACAUGCCUAUGUAGAUCCUUGAAAUACCAUAAACUAUCCCAAGCAGCGAAGGAGCACAUAAUGAAGAACAAUAGGUUACCGCUGAAAUACGUAACAAGUUUCAUUCUUUUGGAACAAGUGAGCGUGACAAAGCCUAGAACAUCAUUUGGAUCGGUUGACCGACAAAUGAGAAGCCGGGUUGUGCUGGGUGAAAGUAAAUGUCCAGGAACAAGUUGGACGUUGAAUUCACAAAACGAGAUAAAUCUGAUGAAAAGGGAGGUUGCGACAAUGAAAGGGCAGCUUAAUGACAUUCAGAUGUGCAAGACAAAACUUCAAGGGCAAGCAAAGAAAGGUUUCAAUCACAAGAAAAAUUUUGCCAGCGUACGGAAAAUUGUCUGUUUGGGGUUCAACAAUUCUAAGUUGAAAAGCUUUGGUUUUGCUCCAUUGUGGGCUUGAACAGAUAUGCAAAGUUUCUUAAAGAAAAUCUUCUUUUA
Messenger RNA from Cucumis melo (muskmelon), 4130 nucleotides. RefSeq names its product root phototropism protein 3-like. Gene Ontology annotation, molecular function: protein binding. Lineage: Eukaryota; Viridiplantae; Streptophyta; Magnoliopsida; Cucurbitales; Cucurbitaceae. Bases 2308 to 4092 code for a protein of 594 amino acids. The record is from RefSeq and is a predicted model, not a curated record. The transcript has 5 exons.